AACAUUUCUGACAAACAAUCCACCUAGUAGCUGGACCUAUGUCCAGCGGGCUGUGUCUCCAGCUCUCGUCCCCCCAUUCACUGGUGUCCUGUCAUCCUUGCGGUGACAGGUGCGUCUACUUCCAAAGACAUAGAUAUUCCUGUUUCGUAUCCUUCACUAUAGUGAGGUUCCCGUGCACAUCUCUUUUGAAGUCGGUUCACCUGCACAUUUCUUCAGCGCCGACAGGUGCCCACCGAGAGUGGGGUUUUCUAGCAAACACCGUUUGUGUGUCUCUGGUGUCUCCUGGUCUCCACCAAGCGAGAUCCAUUGGCAAUAAGACGACGCAUCUUUUUUAUGAUAAGAUUUAUGCUUUCUUGAUUCAUAUUGCUUCUAAAAGGCCAGGUUCUUCCACUAUUCGUCUGUUUCACCUCCGCCGUUUAGGCAUCGGUGACCACUGCUGCCACAUGCGAUGCACAAGCCGCACACGCGUAUAUGGCUACCAAAUAUGUUGUUGCCCUGAUGGCUGACAGUUUUUCCCUCUGGGCUAUCUCUAUUUGGCGUUUAAUGGGUCGUUCUUUCGCUCGGUGCUUGCCGACCGUCGGAGCUGUCUUCUUCAUUGUUUUUCCUCUCCUUGUCGACUCUCAUUUUCUCUCUGUCUUCUGGCCCUGCAGCAACCCUGCCGCUUCUCGACCGUGUCCGCGGACCUUGACCAGGUCCUUCACAGCAAUCGAGCGAAAUGUUCCGCUCCACCGUCUACGUGAUUCCUCUUCUGAACAAAAACAAGCUUUUGGAUCAAAGCCGUUUUUCCCUUUUCCACGGCGGCCUCCGACUCCGGACACACCGCUGUCCCAGGUCGACGCUGGGUGUGUCAGAUUCGUCUGGUCUUAGCCCUGCGGGUGUUGCCCCGAAUCUAGGUCUUGCCUCUGCUUGCCGUUCAGCUUCUCCUUUAUGUGUCACUCCUGUCUCUCCAGCUUUUUCGUCCUCUCUCCUCCCAUGGUCAUAUAAUCCCUCUCCACUUUCAUGCCUUUCUGCGUUGGAAAGAGCGUUAGGCGGACGACAGUCCGCUGUACCCCCGGAGGCACUGUCCAGCGCGGAAGACUGCGAGGGCGAGAGCCAGAAGCGAGAAACGCGAACAGGUCCUGUCGCGGUUUCACAUCAUUCAAAGUGGAAGGGAGUCCGCAAUGUGGCCUCACAAAAGCGACGCAGAAAAUGGAAAGAGCAUGAUGAGAGCCCGGCAGAAUUUCUAGCCGCCCUCUCGGGCUUCCCGGUCUCUUCCCCUAUGCCCUCUUCACGACUACAAACCCGCCUGUCGUCACUAGCUUCUACAUCUCUAUCUAGCCUUAGGGGAAUCUCGAAAAUUCGUUUAAAGACCCUGGAGGACUUGGCGAACUUGCGUUCCUGUUUCGACCUUCUUCUCUUCCUCCCGCUCCAGUACGUCGAGCUUCAAACGCGGACCGCCGUUCCUCAUGACUCGGAGAAGUUCUCUGAACAGAAGGGUGAGUUUGGAACAACCGUAGCAGAUUCUGGAAAGGUUCUAGCCGAGGGGCGAAAUGACAGAGCUAGUGAAGAGGACAAACCGUUGGCAAACGCAACACGAAAGGAGCAACAGGUGGGGCUCCCACCCAAUGUGGUGCGUGCUGCAUAUUAUCGCUCCGAUUCCAGCAACACCGGUGAAGUAGAAGAUGACAAGUCAGAAGCCAAUUUGUCAGGCUGGACACUACAGUCAGGGGAGCGGUUGCAUGAAACACCAGACGUCGAUGCACUCUCGCGUCUCGGUCUCUCCUUCGACGGAGACGUCCCCAGAACGGCUUCUUCGCAGGACGCCGGUGGAGACGCUUAUCUGAAUCAGGUAAUUAGUCGAGAGGCAGCUCAACCUCUGCUUCCUCCGCGCUGUUUUAAUCGCGGCCAGGGCGCUGUGGCACCGCGUGAGGCUCCAGCUGUGAGUAAACCGUCUCCUUCGUUUCCUGGAUGGGAUAGCACGCGGGAAGACAGGAAAGAAACCGGAGGUCAGAAGGCGGGCAGGGGAACAUCCGCAGGAAAGGAGCCCGACGUUAAUGUGACGGAGAGCGAAAAGGAGAAAACGGCAACAUCAACAAGGUCGCUGGAGGAACAGCAGAGAGAACUUCGACAGAAGCUAGAGAAGUCGCUAUCGAGGUAUCUCGCACUCCAAGAAGAGGAUGCAGAAACUUGCUCCGGCCCAGGGAGAAGGGGAAGACGAAGGAAGAGAAACGAGGGAGCAGACGGCGAAGAGACACGCGAAGAAGAGGCACUUUCUGUGAGGGACGUAGCGCUCAUUGGAUGCGUCGAGAAAAUUAGCCACUGCAAACUGCGAACUGUUAAGCGAGGAAAGCCAUUGAUGAUUUCCACCGCAGUCGCUCGGGACGUUUUUUUCUCGCCCUCCUUGCGAGCUCAGAAAGAAGACGAGGGGGAAGGUGUUCCUGCAGGACGACGAAACAAGGGGGAAAAAACCACACAAGAAGCCCGAAACUCGGCCGGCCAGUCGGUCUCAGGAGGGACGGGAGACACUGGAACAGCCAAGUCAGACAGGCGAACAGCAAAUGACAGACUGCAGGAGAGAAGCACUGGCGGGAAGCGGAGAAGACAAGACGAGGAAGGCCGAAUAUAUGUCACUUGGUUCGACAAGUUCUUCCAGCUUGUUAAGCUGAAAAAGCGGCACGUUGUCUGCCUUGUGGGAAAGGCCGUUCGGACGAAGACGGGACGACUCCAAAUGAAAAAUCCGACAGUUCAUUUUCUUGCUCCAUCAGAGGAGACAUUCUUCUUCCACGCAGUCAAAGAGUUUUUGCCUGACGUUUCCAGCGCUCCGUGCGUCUUAGGAGACGAGGAAAACGGAAGUCAGCGUGGCAAGGAAGGUGUACACCAAAGGAGUGGAACCGUUCCGAAUAAACACGAGGCCGCAUCUGCGUUUCAGUCUUGUACACGAAUUGCAUGGCCUGACCAACAGUCUGUGCCCUCCGCUGUUGCUUCUUUCUCUUCUGCUGCCUCGCCGUCGUCCUCCCCUCCUUCUUCCCCUGAAAACUACCUACCCUCUCUUCCAUCCUGUUUUUCGGACACCAAGGACGAACAACCUUCCCUCUCUCUCCACGCAUUCCGCUCGCCUUGUGGAACACCCGGUGCACCAGAGAUGGUUCGGUUCCCACCGCCAGAGGAAGCGUCAGUAGAGAUACGAGAAGGACCGCGAAACGAUGCAUGCGCGACGCGUGCAGGAGCGGGCUUCACCUCCCAGGACAAGACUGCACUUCCUGCGGGUCCCGAUAUAAGGACACAGACCAAUUCUGAGCAUGUCCACGUCCACAAGCUCAUGCCCAUCUAUCCGUCGAUUUCUGGCGUCCCCGCCAAGAUUCUUCGGGCAGGCAUCGAGACGCUUCUCCGCGAAAACAGCUUCGCGGAAGUCGUGCCGGAAUUCCUGAGGAAAAAGCGAGGCAUUGAGAGAUUGGACACGACGCUGCGAGCGCUUCACCAUCCGCAGACGUUGGAAGAUGUGCGAAAGGCGAGACGAGACCUUUUCUACUCCACGAUGCUGUGGCUCCAGUUGGCGAAGAAGCUGCGCACGCGCGAGGUCGAAUCACAGUUCCGCGGCUACGCCAGUCGAACGGGAGAAGAGAUCCUACAAGCCUUCUACGCCUCUCUCAAUUUUUCGCUCACGCCCUCGCAACUGCAGGCGAUCGAGGAGAUCCGGGCUGACAUGGAAAGCCCCCGACCCAUGCGGCGUCUUCUCCAGGGAGAUGUGGGGAGCGGGAAAACGGCUGUGGCUGCAGUGGCGCUUCUCCUCUCGGCGAGCGCGGGGCACCAAGCGGCCCUCCUUGCCCCGACUGCUGCCCUAGCUCGCCAACACCAGAUCAAUCUCCAGAAAUUUCUCGGGCCUCUCGGCUUUCACGUGCACCUGCUGGUGAGUGACAUCCCCGACAAGGACGCUACGAUUCGCCUCAUCAACACGGGAAACGCGGAGAUCACGGUCGGCACACACGCCCUUCUUCAGGACUAUGUUCUGUUCCCUCGCCUCGGCCUCGUUGUUAUCGACGAGCAGCACAAGUUCGGCGUCAAUCAGCGAUGGAAGCUCCUUCUCAAGAGGCACAGACACGAGGAGAUCAUCGGCGGGUCGUCCUCGAAGUUUUGCGAGCCCGAGCAAGCAGAGGCUGCUGUUGCCACGGAUGCAGGGAGAGAAAAGGGGAAGCGAUACCGUCAUAAAGAAACAGAUGGUGAAUCAAUAAGUAACGGACACCCCGAAGAAGAAACAACGCAGGGACGAGAGAACGACUCUACGGUACAAGAGCACAUGAGGAAAGGAACAUCAAAACGAUAUCAGCGAACGCCAGACGCGGUGUGGACCGCUGUUCACGGACGCGGAACAGGCAGCCAUGAGAAGACGGUCGAGCUCGACAAGGGUGGAGAACGACAGCACCAGGGUAUCGACUUCCCAGGAGGCGAAGAAGGGGGACGGAUGGCCGACGUUCUCCUCAUGACUGCCACUCCGAUCCCGCGAACACAAGUCCUUUUGAAAUACGGGGACCUCAAACUGUCCAAAAUUCUCGCUUCGGAAAUCCGACAUUCGCGAGGCAUGGGCAGGUGGGCAGGAGAACAGGAAGGCACCGAUGAAAGGGCCACUGCCGCUUUCAGAGGCAAACCCUGGCGAGGAGUGGGCGAGCAAGGCAGACCGAAGGGCAGCGGCGUGGAGCCGAGACAGCGAGGGGUGGCGACAUACCUGAUCGACAAGGGGAGCCAAGGGGAAAUGGCAGAGAUGAUGAAGAUCAUUAAGAAAGAAAUUUCGAAGAAGCGGCAAGUUUUUUGGGUCUGUCCGCUUGUUGACGGCGUCAGGGACGCGAGUAGGCGAAGAGGAAAGUCCAGCCGACGGAAGAAAGGGAUAUCGGGACGUCUCGGCUCGGUGGAGACAGGAGACAGGCAGCCAGCGGGAAAUGAGGUGCAGAUGGACACAAGAAACGAGGAAGGAGCGAAAAGUGAGAAAGGAGGACCAGAGGAAGAAGAUACGAAAGACAAAGGCGGAGAGAUCUGGAACAAGCUCGAGGCGACACAGGGACAAAAUGAUAGUAAGGAAAGUGCAGCCGUCCAGCGGUUUGAGGAGCUCCGGAAGCUGCUUCCAGAAAUACGGAUCCGUCUUCUUCACGGGAGGAUGAAAGCCGAAGAGAAAAAUGAAGUUCUUUCCGAGUUGCGAGGAGGAACUGUAGAUCUUCUUGUCGCAACCACUGUUGUCGAGGUCGGAAUUGAUGUUCCCAACGCUUCCGUUAUCGUCAUAGACAGCGCUGAGAGGUUUGGAUUGACUCAGCUCCAUCAACUCCGUGGGCGAGUUGGACGGGAUGCCCGACAUCCGUCUUUCUGUUUCAUCAUCUUAGACCCUUUAAAAAAGAAUCUCGACGAGAAGGCAAUGCACCGAUUCGCAGCCAUCGCGGCGACGACGGAUGGCUUUCAGCUUGCCGAAACAGAUGCUCGGUUGAGAGGCGGAGGGACGCUGUUCGGUCGGCAGCAGCACGGACAAAGCGACCUGUGGAUGAUCCACGGCUUGAAGCGGAGCGAGCAAACAAGACUCCUAGAAGCAGCCACUGAAGAUUCAGAUCAUAUUGUUGAGCUCCUAGACGGUGACGAGGCCAAUUCAAGAUAUGAGGUGGGGCUGGUUGCUGAGAGCGAGCACCUCUUUUCUGCAGGCGAAAGGGGCGGCCAGCGGAACCAUAUCCGGACAAUGUAUGACACACCGAAAUCUCUCGAGGCUCAAAGGGUGGACGAGAACAGCAGCAGCGUCAGCCGUUUCCGCGAUGAACAUGGAAGACAUGAAGAUACGGCUGCUGCGCAGGUGGGCGUUGAACCCCGUGAAUCGGACGAUAUGGACGCUUUCAGUAAUCCUAACUGCAUAUCUGAUCCGUGCGUGAAGGAUGCGAACAAAAACGACCACCUACCUGCAUGCACACCGGCGAACUGCGAGAACGAUAAGGGGAAUGCAUCAGACAGUUCCUUCUCCGAGCACAGUACGGCAUCCCACAAAAACUGGGAAGGAGGCGUUUCAUUGAGAAACGGUUAUCCUGAUGCCAGUGAAGAUCAAGAAUGGGGACACACGUUUAAUCAAAACGGCGCAGGCAAGGACGCUGGAGGUAACUUCCCUGAAGUUCGUGUCCGGAAAGAAUCGACGAUUGGACAGGAGAAGUCUUUUUCGGCGGAGGAAAUUAUAAGAGAGGCUCGACAGCUGGUGGAGGAAGUGCGACUGCUCAUUCCACCCAAGAAGAUAGACUGGUUGUUUAGAGUUUAGCAUUUUGAAACGUGAGCGAGUAGACAGGGAGUCUGCGCAUAGAACUGGGCAUUCGUCCUGACCACUGUUGCAUGUGGGACGAAUCAUCAGAGUAUCGGAAAUGUUGAUUUGAUAAUUUGCAUCUCCUCAACAUAGCUGCAAAAUAGAAUGCACGUUCUAUAAUAACGUGCUGCUCUAUCUACAUAUCAGGCUGUAGAGAGUCAACAACUUCCUUAGCUACCUAUCUAUCGGUAUGCUUAUCAACCUACCUACCCAGCACAUGAUGUUUGUGCCUGAGAGUCCUCUACUUGUGUCCACAUUUGCGGUUCCCCCCGUAAUUAUUGUUUCUCUCGUAUGCAGAGACUAGACUUAUAUGCAUCAUUCACCUUCGACAACGGCUGGGUAUACAUGUCUGGUUGUCGCAGCACACGCUGCCACAGAGGAGGUUAGAAGGAAGUCGACACCGGUCCUAUUAUGUACUCGCCACCGAGCCAAUGCGGUGCCGUACGUCGGAGCAAUAAACAACGUAACCAUAAUGAAUACGUAUGUAUAGGGAGGUCACUAUAUACAUAUGGGACCUCUCCGAACGUCGUACAAGGAGCACAGCCAUGCACACCAACGCGCAAGUAGCUAUACUUUGAUGCUAGUUGCUGCAUUCGCAUUGUGUCGUUUAUGCUUUCAUGCGCAAAAAUGGAAGCAAGAAUCAUGCCGAAUGCCUGGUUCUAAGUGGACUGAAUGCAAAUUUUGGCAAGUUUUACAUCAUUCCAGAGCCCUUCGUUAUGGACGGGGCUCCUGUUCGGGCUGCUGGGUUACGUGACUCUGUCAGCUUUGGGUUAAUGUAACUAGAUGAAUAACGAUCGUACACAUUUGGUGGGUGGGUAGGCUGCUGAUGGUUAUUUUCAGCGAUUAAAACACCACUAGCGAACUCUUCUGGGUACGCACCUACCAGGCACCUGCCGACCACUCUUCACAUGCCAUUUAUCUAAAACUUUUUAAAAUAGAAUUAUCUUUGAAUAUGAGGAUCGACAUCGACAAGCUCUUGUCAGCUUUUGAUGAGGGGAAAUUGUGACUGGCGAUUAUCCCGGAUAACGCAAUUCGAUAAAUCUACGGUCUAAACAUGUGCACCGCCUGUCCGUGUAACCAGCAAACCUCAAUG
Messenger RNA from Toxoplasma gondii ME49, 7385 nucleotides. Its product is annotated as DEAD/DEAH box helicase domain-containing protein. Gene Ontology annotation, biological process: DNA repair. The transcript has 16 exons. The record is from RefSeq and is a predicted model, not a curated record. Bases 716 to 6250 code for a protein of 1844 amino acids. Lineage: Eukaryota; Apicomplexa; Conoidasida; Eucoccidiorida; Sarcocystidae. Gene Ontology annotation, molecular function: DNA helicase activity; ATP binding; nucleic acid binding.